This is a messenger RNA of Dioscorea cayenensis subsp. rotundata (Guinea yam), 2228 nucleotides long. Its product is annotated as pentatricopeptide repeat-containing protein At1g77360, mitochondrial. The coding region runs from base 204 to 1625 and encodes 473 amino acids. Gene Ontology annotation, molecular function: protein binding. The transcript has 4 exons. The record is from RefSeq and is a predicted model, not a curated record. NCBI's taxonomy places the organism in Eukaryota, Viridiplantae, Streptophyta, Magnoliopsida, Dioscoreales, Dioscoreaceae.
CCUAAUUGGGACGCCAUAGAAAAACCCCGUCUUGUCUUCAAUCACUAUCUCGUAGCAAAGCCGCCGAAGAAGGCAUCAACAACAACAGGAUGAGGAAUUAUGAUGGCUUUCAGGAAGUAUGAUGUUCUUAAGAGCUGUUGACAUGGAUAUUAAGAGCUUGUGAAUUUGAAAGCAAUUCAAUAUUUAGCAAUUAAAACUUCAGCAUGUUCAGAGUGGGCAGUUCCUGCUCAAAAUUAUGGAGGCUGUAUAGUUCUGCAAGCACGAGCUUGGAAGCAAUUGAUCCUGCAAGAAGAGUAUGCAAGAUAUUGAUGGCUUGCCCUAAGGUUGGCAUUGAGCAGACGCUUGAUGAUAGUGGGAUACGUGUGUCGCCAGAAUUGGCAGAGCAAAUCUUAAAGACAUUUGAGAAUGCCGGUAUGCUUGCAUAUCGUUUCUUUGAUUGGGCUGGAAAGCAGCGGCACUUCUCCCAUACUGUCAGGGCUUACCACACUAUGAUCGGCUCCUUAGCGAAGAUUAGGCAGUACCAGAUCAUGUGGGACCUUGUCAAUGCUAUGCGUCAUCAAGGUGUCCUCAACAUUGAGACGUUCUGCAUCAUAAUGCGCAAGUAUGCGAGGGCGCAGAAGGUUGAGGAAGCCAUCUACACCUUUAACAUUAUGGAGAAGUAUGAUGUUGCUCCAAAUUUGGCAGCUUUCAAUAGCCUUCUCAGUGCACUUUGCAAAUCCAAGAAUGUGAGAAAGGCUCAGGAGGUGUUUGACAGAAUGGGCGAUCGGUUUGUGCCUGAUGCCAAGACUUUCAGCAUUUUGCUUGAGGGUUGGGGGAGGGCCCCGAAUUUGCCGAAGAUGAGAGAGGUGUUUGAUGAAAUGACUGCAAAAGGAUGUGAGCCUGACAUUGUCACAUAUGGCAUUAUGGUUGAUUCGCUUUGCAAGGCAGGUCGGGUGGGAGAAGCUCUUGAUGUCCUUAGGGAAAUGGAGUUUGGAGGUUGUCCACCGACUUCAUUUAUUUAUAGCGUAUUGAUUCAUACUUACGGGACUGAGAAGCGAUUAGAGGAUGCUGUCAGUACAUUUUUUGAGAUGCAAAGAAAUGGGGUUAUACCUGAUGUUGCGGUGUACAAUGCUCUGAUUACUGGAUUUUGCAAAGCAAACAGGUUUGAUGAUGCUUUUAAGGUUCUGGGAGAAAUGGAGGAUAAGGGUGUUACUCCUAAUUCAAGAACCUGCAAUGUUAUUUUGAACAGCUUGAUCAGCCUUGGAAAGAAUGACGAAGCAUAUCGGGUAUUCCGACACAUGAUCAAGCUUUGUGAGCCUGACUCUGACACAUACACGAUGAUGAUAAAGAUGUUUUGUGAGAGUGAUAAAUUGGAAAAGGCUUUGAAAGUGUGGAAAUACAUGGCCUUGAAGCAAUUUAUUCCGAGUAUGCACACCUUUUCUGUGCUUAUCAAUGGAUUAUGUGAGAAGGGCGAAGUCAACAAGGCUUGUGCCUUUCUUGAAGAGAUGAUUGAGAAGGGUAUUCGCCCUCCGGGCUCAACAUUUGGAAAGUUAAGGCAAUUACUUUUGAAGGAAGGCCGAGAAGAUGUUCUUGAAUUUCUUGUUGAUAAGAUGAAUGUUCUGAUCAAGGAGCCUUUGUGUGACUAGAAAUGACGGUUCAUAGGCCUGUGUUGUUGCAGAAACUCUCUCUCUCUCUGUGAGAGUAGUUUGUCACAAUGAUGAGAUAUGGCAUUUGACCACCUUUCUUAAAACUCGACAUCAAUGAUAUUUCUUUCAGAGAAUAUACUUCCUCACAAGCAUUUCUUUUGUUGGAAUUGCUUGGAAACACAUUCCAUUAUUCAAAUUGGUUUGCCCUGAUUUGCCAAAUGCAGUGACUGCAGUAUUAACAAUUCCCAUUGUACAUAUUCAUCGUCCGGUUUUCAGAGUGGAUGUUACAAAAAUUUAUCACUUACAGAGUUUCAGAAGCAGGAGAUGCAUAUGACACUAACCAACACAGGCUUGAGGAUCAUCCUGACAUUAGCUAUGCAUGUUGAAAAUGUCGUCAUGCUAACACUGAGGUCAGGAACAACAUGAAGCACAUCUCCUCCUUAAAUUGGUAACUUUACUUCACCAUGGAUAAAAGCUUCUUAUCAAGUUAUCUUUUACCUAUAUUUGAUGUAAUUUAACUCUUGGUUAUUUUUAUUUUAUUCUUAUUGUUUUUGUAUUAAACUCUUGGUUAUCUUUGUAACAUUUCAUCAAGAUUCUGAUUUA